Messenger RNA from Varanus komodoensis (Komodo dragon), 7463 nucleotides. RefSeq names its product pleckstrin homology like domain family B member 2 (gene PHLDB2). Gene Ontology annotation, cellular component: basal cortex. The record is from RefSeq and is a predicted model, not a curated record. Bases 120 to 4040 code for a protein of 1306 amino acids. NCBI's taxonomy places the organism in Eukaryota, Metazoa, Chordata, Lepidosauria, Squamata, Varanidae. Gene Ontology annotation, biological process: regulation of microtubule cytoskeleton organization. The transcript is spliced from 19 exons.
GAAGGGGGAGGUGGGUCCUGUCGGGCCGGGGAGGAAGAGCGGGCGGGCGGGCGACUCUGGAGCGGUUGCGAGAAGAGUAGGAUGCACAAAAGGCUGGAGCGCGAGGAGAUUCCAGUAAGAUGAUGGAAGAGUUCAUGCAAACCCAGGUGGAAUUACAAAAUACUAGUUUAGGAAAAGAGGUCAUGAUGAAUUCUCUUGAAAAUGAUCUGCAGGACAUAAUGGACAGGCUCAACCAGAAAAAAUAUUCGUCAAGUCUGAAAUUAAAAACAAAUGGUGACUAUUCUGGUUCUUAUUUAACUCUCUCACAGCCUUUGGCACCCAAGUCCAGCCCUGCUUCCAGUGUAAAAAGUGUGUCAUCUGUUACCAAAAUUCAAGCAAGCAAAGCAUUGGCUUGUGACAGCUCUUAUCUUUCAGACAAGAAUGUCUCUGCAAAGCAUAUGGGCUCCAUUUCAAGCACAUCUCCAUCCUUAAGUGGGUACAGCCUUGGGAAGAGAGACUUUGAUAUUUAUGCUACCAGAGAAAAUGAAAAACAGUUUGGACAUCUGGAUAAAUUUCCCUAUUCAAAGUACAGUCAUAAAAAUAAAUCGCAUGAUAAUGUCUACUUCCCAGGAAUCAUGGAUGGGCGGAAAAAUUCUGGAUCUCUUCUUGCAAUGUGGAAUGGAAGCUCAGGGAAUGAGACCACUCUUUCACCAGUUGGUGGUUCUGGAGCUGCCAGUAUGCCCUCCAGUCCAAAGCAGGGCAGGAGGAUGAAUAUUCAGGAUAUCCUGUCACUUCAGUCCAGACCACCUAAACAGAAGGACCCAGCAAUGGAAGCUCUAGGGUCUAGAACCAGAAAGUAUUCUGGUGGUUCACUAAGCCAUAUGGGAGUUUAUAGCCGUUCAUUACCCAGGCUUUACAAAUCAACAGAAAGUCAGCUCAUGCCACUAAGCUUACCCCCAAGAAGCUCCCUUGGGAAUUCCAAAAGGAAAAAAGUGAUAGAAAAGGAUCUUCUACCUCAAAGUAUGCUGGAUGCUGAUAAUUAUCUUAAUUUUUCUUCUUAUACCUCAGGGGUUUCACCAUAUGCAAACUUUGCACCUGAAACCAAUUCCUAUGUGAACUCGACUCUCAGUGUUCCUGCAAGUCCUCGCAUAGCUCGGAAGAUGCUUCUGGCUUCUUCUUCCUCCUAUGCCUCUGAUGACUUUGAUAGAGUUGGACUCUCAGGAGCCAGCCCCAGUAAUUCUUUCAUUCCUACAGAUUCUUCUGAGAGAGCAUUCCCUGUCAGAAGGAAAAUUUCCAGCAGUUCCAUGGAGUUGGAUGAAGCAGAGCUGGAAAGCUUGAAGCAGGCUCCUUUUGUUCGAGAGAGAAAGAAUAGUAUUAGCUCCAUUUCUGGAAGGGAUGACCUGAUGGACUAUCACAGGAGGCAGAGAGAAGAAAGGCUGAAAGAGCAGGAGAUGGAACGACUGGAGCGCCAACGUCUGGAGACCAUUCUUAACCUGUGUGCAGAAUAUUCCAAACCUGACAGUGAUCCUGCCACUGUUACAACAGUAGCUGAUGUUCAAAAAAUUAAUAAAGAACUUGAAAAGCUUCAAUUGUCUGAUGAAGAUUCUGUAUUUGAAGAUUCUCAGAUGACUCCAGAAACAAGAUUCAGAAACCACUUGCAGCCACCUGCUGGAGAUUCUGACUUUUCUGAAUGCAGUGACCUUGGUCAAAAUGCCAUGGGGUUCUUUUCCCCUAGAGGGAUCAGAACAAAUAAACAUUUCAGUGACCACAGGACAACUUCACCUUUACCUCCUUCUUCAUUCCUGAAGGGCAUUAAUGAACCGUCAUAUCUAAGUAUCAUGUCAAAGACACCAGAAUGCAUAAGUGAUGAACAAAGAACGUUGGAACUUACUCAAAUGGAAGAGCAGCGCAUUAUAAUACUGAAUAACAUGGAAGAACUUGAACAAAAGAUCAAAGAUCUAAGUGAUCAGAUGGAUGAAUCCUCCAGAGAGAUGGAUAUGGAAUGUGCCCUACUGGAUGGGGAGCAGAAAUCUGAAACAGCUGAGCUUCUUAAGGAGAAGGAAAUACUAGAUCAUUUAAACAGGAAGAUAGCAGAGCUGGAGAGGAAUGUUAUUGGUGAAAAGACUAAGGAAAAAAUAAAGCUUGAUGCUCAGAGGGAAAAGCUAGAAAAGCUUCAGGAGCUUUACUCCGAGCAGAAGACCCAGCUUGAUAAUUGCCCUGAGUCCAUGAGGGAACAGUUACAACAGCAGCUAAACAGGGAUGCUGACCUGUUGGAGGUAGAAAGCAAGCACUUUGAGGAUCUAGAAUUUCAGCAGCUUGAAAAUGAAAGCAGGUUAGAUGAAGAGAAGGAGAACUUAACACAGCAACUCCUGCGUGAAGUAGCUGAGUAUCAGCGCAACAUUGUCAGUAGAAAGGAGAAAAUUUCUGCUCUCAAAAAACAAGCCAAUCAUAUUGUCCAGCAAGCACAAAGAGAACAAGAUCAUUUUGUCAAAGAGAAGAAUAACCUGCUAAUGAUGUUGCAAAGGGAGAAAGAGAACCUUUGUAAUCUAGAAAAGAAAUACUCUUCCCUCUCAGGAGGAAAGGGAUUCCCUGUAAGUCCCAGCAGUCUGAAAGAGGGUUAUAUGAGUGUAAAUGACAUUAGUGAGCCGUAUGGUAAUUCCUCGAAUAUAACCCCUUCCACUCAACCCCCCUCUGCUGCUGAUGCUGUUCCCACUGAACCUUCCACAGCUGGCCUGAUGAGCCAGUCACAAAAUACAGAGCUAAGAGCAUCUCUCUGUUCUGGAUUUAUGUCUCCUCACUCCCUUUCUCCUCGCCCUCUUGCACAACUUUCACCAGCCCACUGGCCUGAGGUCAGGGCUACAAAUGUAGAGCCUAUACCUUUACCUGACACACCACCUCCUCUUCCAGCUAAGAAACACCGAAGGCAAUCACAGCACUUCCGAAAUCUAGAAGAGAGAAAGAAGCAGCACAAAGAGGGGCCAUACAUGAGUGAUACUUUGCCACGCAAGAAAACAGCUCCUUCUGUAUCACCCCAUUUCAGCAGUUCUACGCUUGGACGAAGUGUUAAGGCUCAUCUCCCACUUGGACAAAGCAAUAGCUGUGGCAGCGUCCUUCCUCACUGUAUGGGAACAACAACCAAAGAGUCCGAAUCAAGAAGGACACACAAAGGUUAUAACCACCAACAUAUAUGUGAAGAUCAAAGACAGAAAUCUCCUGAAUUCUACAGCAGAACUGCUUCUGAGUCGAAUGUAUAUCUGAACACCUUCCAUUAUCCUGAUCAUAGUUUCAAGGACCAUGCCUUUGACACUCUAAGCCUAGAUAGUUCUGACAGCAUGGAAACCAGCAUAUCUGCCUGCUCCCCGGACAAUAUUUCCAGUGCAAGUACUUCAAAUGUUGCAAGAAUAGAAGAAAUGGAAAGGCUUUUGAAACAAGCCCAUGCUGAAAAGACACGAUUGCUUGAAUCUAGGGAACGAGAAAUGGAAGCUAAAAAAAGAGCAUUAGAAGAAGAAAAGCGUCGUAGAGAACAACUAGAAAAAAGGCUGCAGGAAGAAACCAGCCAGCGCCAAAAACUAAUUGAAAAAGAAGUUAAGAUACGUGAAAAACAAAGAUCCCAGUCUCGGCCCUUGACUCGUUAUUUGCCAGUCAGAAAGGAAGAUUUCGAUUUACGUGGUCACAUAGAGACAGCUGGCCACAAUAUAGACACCUGCUACCAUGUUUCACUUACUGAGAAGACGUGCAGAGGAUUUCUUAUUAAGAUGGGAGGGAAAAUUAAAACAUGGAAAAAACGAUGGUUUGUGUUUGAUAGAAACAAGAGAACAUUUUCUUAUUAUGCAGACAAACAUGAAACUAAACUAAAAGGAGUAAUUUAUUUCCAAGCCAUUGAAGAAGUCUAUUAUGAUCAUCUUAAGAAUGCUCAUAAGAGUCCUAAUCCUUUGCUGACCUUCAGUGUUAAGACUCAUGACAGAAUAUAUUACAUGGUGGCCCCCACACCAGAAGCUAUGCGGAUCUGGAUGGAUGUAAUUGUGACUGGGGCUGAAGGUUAUACCCACUUCAUGUUAUAGUAAAAUGGUGCAGAGGUUCAUUGACAGGGCAUAAUGCAAUAGAAACCUCACAUCUAGGGGUGAAAAGCCAUAUUUAGUUACAUUUGACAACCACAUGACAGCAGAAACUCAAAAAUCUUCUAUCUUUAUAUUCCAACAUGAAACACAUGCUGUGGAAGGGAGCAUUAAUUUUUAGAUGCAUUGAUCACAGUCAUAGCAGAAGAAAAGAAAAUCUGCUUAAAAGGUUGUAGUGCCCCAAAAUGAAUAAUAGGAUGACCAUAAGCCUGGCACACAAAUUAUAUAAACUGCAUUGUUUGAAAGUGUUGAUAUACUCUUCAGUAUUCAAUAUUAAGAAAUGGAAGGUAAAGUUAUGAUGCCUAUAUUUAAUGUUCAGAAUUUCUGUGCAAUUUUAAUGUAAUUUUCCUUAUAGUAUUUUAUAGCAUAUUGCAAAACCACACUUUGUGGUAUGUUUGUCUUAAUUCACUGCAGCGCCAAAGAUUCACACUUUAUGAUGAGAUCUAGUUUCCAUGUGAUGGAAGAGUUUUCAGUUUUUCUCAAAUGCAAAUGAAGUGUCCAAAUAUAAAUACCGUUAUUUUUAUUUUGAAAAUACUGGAAAGAACCUAGAAGUAUGAAGUCAAUUUCAAAUGUUAGCACAAAAUCGAAUAUCCUCCAAGAGAAACUUUUUUCAAAGGACAGUAUGGAAAGAAAACAAAGUACCAUAUGGAAUGUUAAUCCAUACGUACAAGGGCUUACAUUCUGCAUUUUCUUAUUUCUUAAUUUCUUAAAAAAUCAAAACAUUCAUCUUAACAGGACAAAUUAGCAGAGCUAAAAACUGCCACUGAAAGGCCAGGUCUGUAUACUUCUUUGCAAUUUAGCAGCCAGUGAGACUUAGAUCCCUUUGAGCCCCAUACAGGUUUUUUGUAUAAACUACAAAGAAAGCUUCAGUAGGCAAUAACUUUAGUCACAGCAUCUGGAUCUCAAAGAUCUAUCACAGAGAAACAGAUGGGAGAUGGAAUAAUCUAUACUCCCAUGGGAAAGAUUGACAGACUCAACCAGUGUGCCCAUGACAGAUCUUAACUGAUCACCCUCCUAAUAUUGGUUGACUUAGAAACUAGAACUUGAAGCAAUUUCUAACACAGACUAGUUGUCAACCAAAGUCCUUGAACUGGUUCAGAAUUUUGAAUGCAUUGGUGAUGAAGAGGGUACAGACAUUUCUUUCUUAUCAUGCAAGCAAACAUGCUGUGACCAUUUGGCUUCAGCUUAAUGGGUGACUGAACAGAAGGAAAACUUAUUCCAUGCCAUAAGCAAAGCAGCUGCUGGCUCCAUUGGCCACUUCCAUAGAGCUGUGCUUUGGAUUUCACCCUCCAGGGUGUCAUCAUGGCAUUCUUUAUGUUCUCAUUUACUUUUGAGUUCUUACGUUAUAUUGUUCUUUAAUCCACCCAAGAUUAAUUUUCCUUCCCAAACAUACUUGAAGGAAGUGUUUGCUGACAUAUAUACCCCCGCAAAAUAAGCAUAUGUCAUUACAGUUUUCCUGAAUUUAGUAUAGUGAAUAAAUUAAUGCUACUUUCUCUGCCCUAAGAUUUUUGAAGAAUGUAAACUGGAGACCACAACUCAAUGACAGAGCACCUGCUUUGCAUACAAAAGGUCUCAGAUUCAGUUUAAAAGGGGUUAGGUAGCAGAUGAGUUUUGCUGAGGCACUGCCAAUCAGAGUAGGGGUGAAUAAACAGUCUUACAGAACAAACCUAUGGCCUUAGGAUGCUUCAGGUUCCCAUAUCUGAGGUCCAACUGAGGUUGGGCCUCAGAUCUGGGGAACUUGUCCCCACAGCCACUGUGGAGAAAAAUGUCUCUGCUGAAUCUCUGCGGGUGUAAGAAUAGUCUCAGAAAGAAGUGAAAGGGCAUUCUUGAGAACAAGGGAGAAGACAACCCAGGUCUACGAUGAUAUGGCACAUCUUGCCUCCUUCUCUCCCCUUCUAAAGUGCCACAGGCAGAGCGCUGAAAUUAUUGUCUAGCUGAUAAGCAAGGCAGGAAGAACAAGGAGAUUGCCUCCACACUCCUCUCAUCCUGCAUAGAUUGCCUGUAAUCCUCCAGUCCAGGGAUUUACAGGGAUUCAUUUUGGAUUGCAUCCUUAUCUGAUAAAAGGCAGCUUCCUAUGAUCUUAUUACAAAUUACUGAUCUCAGAUCAAGUAGGUCAGAUAGUUUGAAGAUCAUGAGAGGGCCCCUUCAUGAGCCCAGAAAAGUCUAUAAAGUUUUCAUGUGCUCAAGGGAUUACCUUACCUCUUGUAAAGAUUCUGUAUUCCUCAAAGAUUUUUUUUUCCAUUUAAAAUACAUCUUUAGUCUUUGGAUAUUGUAUUUAGAUGAAUGAUUGAAUUUUGAACUUUGUGUUUGAUACUCUCUUUUAAUAAUUUGACUUUGUAAGUGCCAUAUGUUUUCAAUGCAGUAAAGUAAAAUGUGUUCAAUGAAUUAUAAUAAAUCACUCUUGCAGAAAUGUUGUAUUUUCUAAAUAUGUCCUGUGUGAAGAAAGCUGACUAUUUUUACAACAUGGUGUAUCCAGUAAUGUGGUUACAAUAGUUCACAAAUGCUACAUAAUCCUAAAUGUAUUUACUUGAAAUACCAAGAAAAUGUGCUUAGAAUCAGGGUUCAAAGGUUGUGUUUCCUUAAAUUCAGCAAAUUACUUUGAAGUAAUACAGCAUAAGUAUUUUCUGCAUGAGGCUUUUAACCUGCAACUUUGCUGGAACUUUUGCUUCUGGAUUCUUUGUGGGAUUGAGAUCAGUUUCUUCACACAUGUUCUUUCCCAGUUUUUUACCCCUCUCUGUCUUUCUGAAUGUUCCAUUAGACUAGAUGGCACUGUGGUGUAGUGGAAUUGUGCAAAUAUAUCAGGGUUUCAUGCUGCCAUUCAUGGAAAUACCAGACUUUUCUGUUAGGAAAAAAAUGUUAUAAUAGUUCCAAAGCAAGAGAGAGACCCUGGAAGAGGAUGACAUCCUGUAAAACAUGCACAAAGUACUGUAACAGAGGAGUCAUGAGUGCCCAAUGAAUGCCUUCUGUGGAAAGGCUCUAAGACUUCAAUCCUACAUACACUUACCUGGCAGUAAAUCUUAUUUAAUCAGUAGAGCUUACUUCUGGACAGACAUGCCUAGGAUUGUGCUACAAAUGAUACAUACCAGUCAGAAAGUAAUUGGGAUUGGACUGGAUUUCAAAAUCCAUCUUAAUCCACUGUAGACUCCCAACAAAAGGAACAAAGUAUUACCACGAAGCCUAACUUGUGUGUUCUAAAGAAGACCGGGUAAAAACAAUAUUUGCAAUACGUGAUCAUGUAUUCUAGAAAUGAAUGACUUUGAUUUAUAUAAUUCCUUCAUUUAUUUUGGUUUUACUUCUAUACCAUUUUGCAGUUUUUAUAAUUGUUUUGUAUCUUGCAUGUUGUAAUAACAAAUAAAUGUUUAAAAUACC